CUCUUUUCUCUGUCGUUCUCUUGGGAUUUGUGACAGGAUCUGAGCCAUCAUGUCUAAAGAAGCCCGUCCGUCCUGGGACAGUCCGAUGCAGUUUGUUCUGGCAUGUGUGUCUUAUGCAGUGGGACUUGGGAAUGUCUGGCGUUUUCCAUACCUCUGCCAAAUGCAUGGUGGAGGUGGAUUUAUGAUCCCGUAUCUGCUGAUGUUGAUUCUGGAGGGAAUUCCUCUGUUCUGUAUGGAGCUCGCCAUCGGGCAGAAGAUGCGUCUGGGCAGCAUCGGGGCGUGGACCGCCAUCAGCCCGUAUCUUGGUGGAUUAGGCAUGGCCAGUGUUGUGACUUCAGUGUAUUUGUGUCUUUACUACAAUGUGAUAAACGCCUGGAGUUUCUGGUACCUCUUCCAUUCAUUUCAGACUGUGUUGCCCUGGGCGGAGUGUCCCAUCAACAGCAAUCGGAGCGGAUAUCUGGAGGAAUGUGAGGUGGCUUCACCGACACAGUAUUUCUUCUACCGCGAGACCCUUAAUAUCUCGUCUUCCAUAGAUGAGAACGGCAGCGUUCAUAUGGGUCAGGCACUUUGCCUUGUGCUCGCCUGGAUCAUCGUGUACCUGUCCAUCAUCAGAGGGGUCAAGUCAACAGGAGUGGUAGUGUAUUUUACUGCAACGUUUCCAUACGUUGUUCUGAUCAUUUAUCUGAUUCGUGGAGUCACUCUUCACGGUGCUUGGAAUGGAGUCAAGUACAUGUUUACACCCAAGCUGGAGCAGUUGGCAAACCCUCAGACGUGGAUCAAUGCCGCCACACAGAUAUUCUUCUCUCUGGGUCUGGGCUUUGGCACCUUGAUCGCUUUUGCCAGUUACAACCAUUACAACAAUAACUUUGAGCGUCAGGCCAUCACCGUGGCCCUCAUCAACAGUGGCACAUCAGUGUUCGCCAGCAUCGUGACCUUCGCCAUCUAUGGCUUUAAAGCCACGUUCAACUACGAAAGCUGUUUGGAAAGGAUGAGACUGUUGCUGCUCAACACAUUUGAUUUAUCUGAGGACAUCAUCAGUGUUGAUAAUGUCACGGCUUGGAUCUCUCAUCUGAAUUAUACAAACCCCGAGACAUUCGCAGCUAUCGCUUCAAAGAUAGAAGACUGCAGCUUGGAGGCAGAAUUAGACACGGCUGUUGAGGGCACUGGACUGGCGUUUAUCGUGUACAGUGAGGCGAUUAAGAACAUGCCUCUGUCUCAGUUGUGGUCUGUGCUGUACUUCAUCAUGUUACUGCUGUUAGGGAUGGGGAGCAUGCUGGGGAACAUCACGGCCAUCAUCACGCCACUGGGCGACCUCAAGAUACUGUCACGAAAGUUCAGCAACGAGACCAUCAACGGUCUGGUGUGUCUGCUCUGUUUGCUUCUGGGUUUUGGCUUCACCACCGGCUCAGGAAACUACUGGUUCACCAUCUUUAAUGAAUACGGAGCCACGUUUUCUCUGCUCUUCAUAGCGUUCUUUGAAGUUGUCAGUGUGUGCUACAUCUAUGGACUGAAAAGGUUUGAGAAAGACAUUGAAGACAUGUUGGGCCAUCGACCAAACUGGUACUGGAAAAUCAUGUGGGCCGCAGUCAGUCCAGUCCUCCUCAUCAGUCUCUUCAUCUUCUACAUCAUUAACUACAUCCAGGGUGGAACACCAACUUACCAGGCCUGGGACAAACAUCUGGGUAAAUCUGUGGUGAAGGAGUAUCCUGCAUACGGUCAGGCAUUCAUAGCUCUGCUGCUGCUGUCGUCUGUAAGCUGUGUCCCGCUGAUGGCUCUUUAUGCGUUCUGUAAGAAGAAACGGCGAGGAACGGUGAUCCGAGAACACAUCGUCAGCACGGUGUCAUCAGCCAUUUGAGGAAAGACUCAAAAGACUGUUGGAAAAUAGACAGCUACUUAACCUUGUAUGCAAGGGCGUAGAUUUGGCUUGAACAUUGGGGGGUUGUACUUGCUUGUUUUGAUUACUGAGGGGGUUACUUCCCCCCAUCCCCCCUGGAUUCUACGCCCCUGCUUGUAUGGGACAACAAUGGCCACACUGUCGCACAGACCAUAAUAUAAUUUUUUAAGCGUUUAUCAGUCCAGUCACGUGGAUGAUAAAACAGGUGGAAAAAAAGCCCAUAGACUUACACGUGGACCCGAGUCAUAUCAAGAGAAAAGAAUAUCACAGAGACUAAAAACUCAGAACACCUUAGCAACCACAUAGCAAUGCCUUGGCAACCACCCACAACAGGCUGGCAUCAUAGCGGUGAGCUUUGCCCGGGCAAACAUCACACAUAUUUUCUUCAGAAGCCUUGAUACUUAGAAUAUUAUCUGUGGCCAAAAAAAAGCACAUGAAAAGUGCGACCAUUUGAAAAUAUAAACUGUUUGUAAAUAACUUUUUAGCGGUAAAUUAAAUUACAUUGUCAAAUCACAAUGUUUUGUGUGUAGAAGUUUAAAAUGAACAGUGAAUGUUGUGUUGUGAUUGUAAGGGCUAAAAUGAUUCUAGAAGCAACUUUUGAUCGAUUAUUAAGCCAGAAUCAUGAAAUGCAGGGAAAACAUUCAGUAUGUGUACUUUUAUACAUAUGAAAAAUUCUUAUACAUAUAUUAAAUUGCUCAAGGCUACAGUUCCUCUGCCCUUGAUAUUUUUUCUUGUAUGUAGGAUAUUAUUGUGGAAUAUUUUGGAUAAGUAUAUUCUGUCAAUUCUGAAUAAAUAACUAAUUUACGCUACUGUGUUUCUUGAUGUGCCUAGAGCUAAAUUUAAUACUGAUGUCCCGUCAUUGGGGGCAACAAAAGUCUUUUUUUGUUUGGUCUUGGCAGGCAUCCUGUUUAAAAGUUGUUUUACAAUAAUUGUCAAUUUCAAGUGUAUUUAAGCAGGUCAGUG
This is a messenger RNA of Myxocyprinus asiaticus (Chinese sucker), 2857 nucleotides long. Its product is annotated as sodium- and chloride-dependent transporter XTRP3-like. The record is from RefSeq and is a predicted model, not a curated record. The transcript is spliced from 11 exons. Gene Ontology annotation, cellular component: plasma membrane. Gene Ontology annotation, biological process: sodium ion transmembrane transport. Gene Ontology annotation, molecular function: L-proline transmembrane transporter activity. NCBI's taxonomy places the organism in Eukaryota, Metazoa, Chordata, Actinopteri, Cypriniformes, Catostomidae. The coding region runs from base 50 to 1855 and encodes 601 amino acids.